UUUCAAGACUGCGGUGCCAGAACCCUUCUCCUUCAACAAUGCCGCAGUGCCAUUGGCCACGCAACAUCACUGGCACGAUCACGUCUGAAUGCCUUCAAGGUCGCAUUUGUCAGUCAGUGAAACCAACUAAGUACUGGCUAGAGCAAAUAGUGAUGUCUCUGGAUUGUUGCUCACAGCACCAAACGCCAGAGCAAUUAGAGCACCGGAAUUAGCAAACUAACAGAGACAAUGGAGGAAUCUCUACACCUGCGGGGGCUGGCGGGCUAUGGGAACGAAACAAUGUAUCCCACGGCCAGUCCAACGGAACAGGAAUCAUUCUUGAAGUACGAGUGGUGGCAAUACUUUAUCAUACCGUGGGUAGCAGGCAUUGUUGGAUAUGUUACCAAUGUUCUAUCCCUUGAAAUGAUGUUUUAUCCGGUUGAGUUCUUUGGUAUUGAGAUCCUUCGAAUUCCCACAGAGCCUUGGGGUCUGAUCGGAUGGCAAGGGGUUGUGCCCACCAAGGCCAAGAAGAUGGCAUCAGUAUGCUUUGAUCUGAUGACAGAGAAGCUCCUCAAUGUCAAGGAGAUCUUUGGUCGCCUCAAUCCUGACAAAUUCAGCGCAGUCAUGGAGGAUGGAGUGCUCCUGAUGAUGGAUGACAUUAUCAACGACGUAGCAGAGGAGUUCAUGGGAGAUGCAUGGAACAAUCUACCCAAAGAAAUCCGCAAUGAUAUUGUUGUCACAGCAGAAGGGGAUGCCAAUGAAUUCUUGGCCGGCUUCAUGGCUGAUUUGCAAAAUCACUGCGAUGAUGUCAUGGAUUUGAAGGCCAUGUCUAUUCGGGCUGUGACUGAGAACAAGCGCCUGCUGAUCAAAAUGUUUCAAGAAUGCGGCGACAAGGAAUUUACAUUCAUCCGGAAUUCGGGUUUUUACUUUGGUUUUUUGUUUGGGAUUGGACAAAUGUGUCUCUUCUUCUUUUAUGACAAAGCCUGGGUGCUUCCAGCGGCUGGUUUCAUCGUGGGUUGGUUCACUAACUUCGUGGCUCUCAAGAUUAUCUUCAAGCCAAUCGAACCCGUGAACAUCUGUGGGUACCAACUUCAAGGAAUCUUCCUCAAACGACAAAAAGAGGUUUCAGAAAUCUACGCCCGUGUCCUUUGCACAGAAAUUGUGCAUAUCAAGGCCAUGUUUGACGAUAUUUUUGUUGGUCCUCUCUCUGGUAACUUUUAUGCCAUGCUGAGGGCGCACACAUUGGUGUUUACAGACAAAAUGACUGCUGAACUCAAACCACUAGCCAUUGCAGCAAUGGGAGCCGAACAAUUUGCAGCCAUGAAAGAGGCCAUUGCUCAGAAAGUAAUGGAUGAACUGCCAAAUAUCAUCGACCAAUGUUAUGAGUACGCAACAGAAGCAUUGGGAAUUGAGGCGGAGCUUCGGACAAAGAUGAUGGCAUUGUCUUGUGCUGAGUUUGAGGGUGUUUUGCACCCUGCCUUUGAAGAGGAUGAAAUCCUUCUCAUUAUUGUUGGAGCAGUAUUGGGAGCGAUUGUUGGUGUGCUCCAGAUCUUUACAAUCUUUCAACUUUAAUGAUGCCAUGCCGCUAGAGUGGGGUGAAGCUGACAUGGUCUUGAGGGAGAUCCACCAAGGCUCGGAGAGUUAUGCUAUGCAUUGUAUUUAUAAAUAAGUCAGCGGGAGCUGCGAUACCUCGGCAGAAAGACAAAUAGAAGAAAGAGGAUCAUGUUUGAGAUUGCAUCCUUCUUUCAAGGUAGCCCUGGCGACAACACCCGACUUCGUCGUGUGUUGCCGCCCGGUAUCAUUCCCUCAUUAUAACCUUCUUUUUUAUGUAUGCUAGCCCUGGCGACAACACCCGAC
This is a messenger RNA of Seminavis robusta, 1836 nucleotides long. NCBI's taxonomy places the organism in Eukaryota, Bacillariophyta, Bacillariophyceae, Naviculales, Naviculaceae. The record is from the annotation of a GenBank genome assembly.